AUGAUUUCAUUUUUGGUGAUAUUUUUCGGGAUUUUUUGGAUUUCAAAAAUUGAAGCAACGGGUUUAAGUGAGUUUUUUGGAUGAUAUUUUCGGCUGACUAUAAAAUUUCUGGAAAAAAUGUAUUGGGACUCGUUUUUAUUGGGUUUAAAGCAAUAAAUCCCAAGCAGCCGAACCUACAGAAUCUAAUUGUCUAGAGUCCACAUCUAGAGAUCCACUCUGGCAAGCAGCCGCGUCUAGAGAGCCCCUAAAUCAAAUAGCCAAGCCUAGACAUCCUAGUCGUCAAGCAUCCGCGCCUAGAAAGUUCAAUUGUCAAGGAUCAGCGCCUAGUUCUUAAGUAGCGAUGCCUUGAAAGCUCCGAUACCAAGGAGCCGAGCCCAGAAAUCUUUGUUUUCAAGUAGCCGAGCCUAAGGAUCCACUCUGACAAGGAGUCGUGCCUUGAAAGCUGGCAAGCCUAGAAAGCCUAUUCUAGAGAGUUCAAUUGUCUAGGACCCGCGCCUUGAGAGCUGCUAUGCCAAGUAUCCGCUCCUAGAGAUAAUAAUUUCCAAAAUGUGUUUUUUUCAGCCUGUUCAAAUUCAAUAAUCCAAUACAAUCUUCCUCAAAACCUAAGCCAAUCUCAAUAUUUUCCAAUUUCUCCAAACGACACACUUUUUGCACCCAAUCAAAUUUGUCGCUUCAAAAUCAAUAUUCCAAGCGGAUAUAAUAUCGAUUUAUCAUUUUCCGCCUCAUUUCCGAAUGGUUCUUCUUCAAUUACAAUUAUCGAUUCGAUAAAUCAAACAAAAACCUAUGAGAACUCCACAGUAACCACCCAAAAUGCAUAUUUUUUGAGUCCUGGCGGAUCGAUUUAUGUGUCAACUGGAAAAACGGGCGGAACAUUUCGGAUGGAGAUCAAAUAUUAUAAAUGUGAGCUGACUCAUUCAUAAAACACACGCAUCGCAUGACCGCAACGCUUCUAACGCUUCUAAUUUUCAGUUCGCACCGCAUUCCAAUCCAACUUCUUCAUCUCCUCAAAUUCGCGAGAUCCUCUAAGUCUCCCCUCGAAUUUCUCAAAUCCCACAGUUUUUUCCAUCGAUUCUUCCGCCUCUCAAAUAUCACUUAUCACAAUUCCUCGAACCUCCGACUUAUCCAAUCUUCAAGCUACCGUAAUUUUCGAUGGUCCAAGUGUGGAUUCCAGAUAUUUGGGAAGUUUGUAUGAUCAAUAUGUGUCGAAAAAUCAAUUCAUUUCAUCGGGAAGGUAUUUGACAUUGUACACGUUGGGUAAGGCACCAAAAUUUUCAAAUUCAAAUUUUCAAAAAAAAAAAUACUCAAUAUUCUAGGGUCCGAAUCGAUUUAUAACAACAACAAUAAUGCUCAAAUCAUCCUACAAGACUCCGCAAUUACGCAACAAUUUUCAACAUUUUCCGGAAUUUCGAUGGAAAUCUCCCCAAAACUUAUCACAAUUCCACCUUUAAAAUCAUUUGGAUUUGUCACAUUUUCAGAAGAACCCGAAUUUUUGAUAAGUGCCAAUUUGAACAAUGAUUCGACUAUUGAUUGCUAUUUUGGUGCGAGUUUUGAGGAUCGAAAAAUGGCGAGUUAUGAUAAAUCGAAUUGUGGAGAUGCAUUGCCGCAAGAAUUUCGCGCGGUUUUGCGAACAUAUGUUGUAAAGAGAGAUAAUGGUGUUGAGAAUGUGACAAUGGUUUUGGGAAGAAAUCGAGAGGAUUGUGAGUUUUCAAGGGGUGGUUCCUUGCAAGAGGAAAUGUCUAGGGGCUGAUCCUUGACACGUGAUCUUUCAAGGCUCCCCUACCUACUUGCCAGAGUGAAUUUCUAAAUGUGGGUGCUAGACAAUUAGGCUCUCUAGGCGCUGACCCUUGAAAAUUGAGAUUUCUAGGUGCGGCUACUUGACAACUAGGUCUUCUAGGUACGGCUUCUUGGAAUAGCAGCUCUUAAGGGGUGGCUCCUUGUGAGAGUAAAUCUCUAGGCGCUGAUCCUUAACAAUUUAACUUUCAAGACUCGGCUGCUUGAUAACUACGAUUUCUAGGCUCGGCAUCAAAUCUAGAGUAAAAAAAAUAGCCCCUAAAUUUACAGCCGGAUUUCAAGAUGCGAAAAUCGGUCGAAAAGGUUUCAUAACAUCUCAAUUCUACAAAUCAACAAAUGCCGGAUAUUCAUCUGAUACAUUCACUUCGUCUAACUCCGAAAUGUUAGCUUUCAAUUUGAAAAUUCGUGAAAUUGACCUAACUCAAAAUAAUUCUUUGAUAAUUACAAAUGAUUUGAAAACGACGAUUUAUGAUAGAAAUAAUAAUCCAAACGGAAAAGAUUUGAUGAUUUUGGGAAAAAGUUUCAAUUUUCAAUAUCGAUCCAAUUUUAUCAAUCAGGGAAUGUUUAUUGAUUUUGAAAUAUCGAAAUCUGGAUCAAGUUUCAAAUUUCAAUUGAAUUUAUUGAUUUUUUAUGCAUUUUUUUGGAUUUUGAUUGAAUAA
This is a messenger RNA of Caenorhabditis angaria, 2450 nucleotides long. NCBI's taxonomy places the organism in Eukaryota, Metazoa, Nematoda, Chromadorea, Rhabditida, Rhabditidae. The record is from the annotation of a GenBank genome assembly.